ACAAUCAGAGUCAUUUUUCAUUCGCCCUGUCUGUGCACACGAUGUCUUAAAUGAAAUUGACAAAUUUGACAUUCGUAAAUCCAUUGGUUAUGACGGUAUUCACCCACAACUUGUGAAAGUGGCUGCUGAAUAUAUUGCCGAACCAAUCGCCUAUAUUAUAAAUUGUUCCUUGUCGAAAGGCGUAUUCCCUGACAAACUGAAAAAAGCACGGGUGACUCCCAUUUUCAAGAAAGGGUGUGCUUAUGAAGUUGGAAACUACAGCCGAUCUCCGUUUUACCUGUCUCAGCAAACUAUUCGAAUCAUUCGCAAUAAACAGUUGUGUGCCUUUAUGGACAAAUUUAAAAUUCUUUCAGAAAAUCAGUACGGGUUCCGAAAGCAAUAUAGCUCGCUUUAG
Saccoglossus kowalevskii is the source of this 394-nucleotide messenger RNA. RefSeq lists its product as uncharacterized. Lineage: Eukaryota; Metazoa; Hemichordata; Enteropneusta; Harrimaniidae. The record is from RefSeq and is a predicted model, not a curated record.